Entamoeba dispar SAW760 is the source of this 378-nucleotide messenger RNA. RefSeq lists its product as uncharacterized. The transcript has 3 exons. The record is from RefSeq and is a predicted model, not a curated record. NCBI's taxonomy places the organism in Eukaryota, Evosea, Mastigamoebida, Endamoebidae. Bases 1 to 378 code for a protein of 125 amino acids.
AUGAUUAUUAAAAAAAAGGAGAUACAACUAUUGACAUUAUUAUACUACUCAAAAAAAUUACAAAUUAAAUCACUUAUUCUUUCUGAUGAAAAAUCUAUUAAAGAAGUUUCAAACACCUUUUAUUUAAUCAAAAUUUAUAAUUUGUUUUGUUCUUUUAUAAUAGAUAUAUACUUCUCAUCUAAGGUUAAUUUAAUUAGGGUGACACAAUUGUAUUUUGAUUUUUCUUCAUUCACUCAAUUACAAGAAAUCCAAAUUUAUUCUAAGUACUCAAUUAAUUAUUCAACUUCACUUACAAUACUUAGAGAUUGCUUUUAUUUAUACAUAACGUCAUUCCUAUUCCAUAAAAAUAUAACGAUAAUUCAAAAUGAUAUGAUAUAA